CUGACCACACUCUUUCUGCCCUCCACUCCCAGCUCACUCCUGAUCCCCACCGCCCACCUCGGUUCCGCCAUGGCCUACGGCGGCGGGAAGUCGGCCGUGGACGCCAUCCUCGCGGAGGCGGCGGACCUCGUCGCGCUGGAGCAGAUCGCGAGGCUCAACACGGCGCACCUCGACGACUCCGCCGCGCUGCCCUCCAGCCUCGAGUCCCGCUUCCGCAAGCUCAAGUCCCUCCCCGCCGCCGCCGCCCCCGCACCCCCGCCCGCCAAGUACCUGGGCCGCAGCGUCACCGCGCCGCCGCAGCACCGGGACGAUCCUCCCGCCGACUCGCCUCCACUCGCGAACCAUCCCGCGCGCAAGGAUGACCAGAGCUCUCCGCCGCAGCCUCCUCCGAAGUCGACCGUCCCCGCGGUUCCGGAGGAAGACGACGAGGACCUGGAGCGGCUGUUCGGGCCACGGCGCGGCCGCCCGACGCUGAAGGAGCGGAACCGGCGGACGGCCUCCUCCUCCUCCUCCUCCCGGUCUCCCCCACCGCCGCGCCAGGCGUGCUGCUUCCCCUUCUCGCCCAAGAAGGCCCUGCAGAAGACCCCUGCCACUACCACCAGGAGCAGCAAGAAGAAGACCCACGCCGAAGGGUACACCGGCGACGUCCUCGGCGUCGACGCCGGCGAGUGGGGCGACGAGAACAGGCGGAUGGUCACGGAGCUCAGGGAGCAGCAGCGGAAGAUGAAGCAGGCGCUGGAGGAGCAGGUCGAGGUGAGCAGGGAGACGGCCAAGAUGGCGCGCUGGGUCAAGCAGGCCUCCGCGCGCAUGACGCACACCGAUGCCAUUGACGACCUGCUCAGCGACCUCGACGAUGACGACGACGAGCUCAAGUGAACGGGAAAUUCUGC
Molecule: messenger RNA, 890 nt
Organism: Lolium rigidum
Lineage: Eukaryota; Viridiplantae; Streptophyta; Magnoliopsida; Poales; Poaceae
Product: wiskott-Aldrich syndrome protein homolog 1-like
Exons: 1
Coding region: 70-876 (268 amino acids)
Source: RefSeq, a predicted model, not a curated record